CAAUUAUUGAAUUAGAGAAGUCAGACCGCGAUGCAAACGACAAGGGAUGAGUCGUCACACCUAUAAAUUCAUGCUCCUAACUAUUUCAGAAAUCAGAAACCCUAGACUUCACAUGCGCUGCCACUUCUCUGAGAGUCUGCUCAUCUCUUUCGCUGAAAAAAGCCACAAUAGUAGCUAGCAAUGGCCAUCGCAUUCUAUGAUCUUGGCUCACCGACUGGCCUCAAGAAACUUGAUGAUUACCUCCUCGCUCGCAGUUACAUCACUGGGUACCAAGCUUCAAAAGAUGAUGUUACAGUAUAUGCAGCUCUGCCAAAGGCUCCAUCAUCUGAAUAUGUGAAUGUGUCCAGGUGGUACAACCACAUUGAUGCACUCCUAAGGAUUUCUGGUGUAUCUGCAGAAGGGUCAGGGGUCACUGUUGAGGGAUCUGCGCCCAUCACAGAGGAGGCAAUUGCAACUCCUCCAGCUGCUGAUUCAAAGGCUUCUGCUGCUGAGGUUGAUGAUGAUGAUGAUGUGGAUCUGUUUGGCGAAGAGACUGAAGAGGAAAAGAAGGCUGCGGAAGAGCGUGCAGCUGCCGUCAAGGCAUCUGCAAAAAAGAAAGAGUCUGGAAAAUCAUCUGUACUAAUGGAUGUUAAACCAUGGGACGAUGAAACUGACAUGAAAAAGCUCGAGGAAGCAGUUAGAAGUAUUCAGAUGGAAGGACUAUUGUGGGGAGCAUCCAAGCUUGUGCCUGUUGGAUAUGGUAUAAAGAAAUUGCAGAUUAUGCUAACCAUUGUGGAUGACUUGGUGUCCGUGGACAAUCUCAUUGAGGAAUAUCUGACAGUGGAACCAGUGAAUGAGCAUGUCCAGAGCUGUGAUAUUGUGGCUUUCAACAAGAUAUAAUUUGCGGACCCUUCUCACCGGGAUAAGGUGAACAAGAGUCAUCUACAAGUGAAGAUCAUGUAGUUGGGACUUGGGAGAAACGAUAUAAUAUUUUUUGACCACCUCUCAGCUAUUUUUACUGCUAGUGUUUCUUCAUUGUGAAUUCUGAACCUCGCUAAAUGGUUGUUUAUUAUAGUAUAUCAGUGGGUGGGUAAAAUAUUUUUUUCUGACA
Messenger RNA from Manihot esculenta (cassava), 1090 nucleotides. Its product is annotated as elongation factor 1-delta 1. Gene Ontology annotation, cellular component: eukaryotic translation elongation factor 1 complex; cytosol. Gene Ontology annotation, molecular function: translation elongation factor activity; guanyl-nucleotide exchange factor activity. The coding region runs from base 181 to 879 and encodes 232 amino acids. Gene Ontology annotation, biological process: translational elongation. Lineage: Eukaryota; Viridiplantae; Streptophyta; Magnoliopsida; Malpighiales; Euphorbiaceae. The transcript has 8 exons. The record is from RefSeq and is a predicted model, not a curated record.